AUGGCUGCGCCCGACGACGCACGUCGAUACGUGCAGCUGAUUGAAGACGUGAAGCAUAGCCAACGUGAAUCGCCAGCUCACGCCCCGGAAGUGGAGCCUCGCAUCCUCUCGAGUUCAAUGAGUUCGAGUGACUGGUUUCGCUAA
This is a messenger RNA of Phytophthora nicotianae INRA-310, 144 nucleotides long. RefSeq lists its product as hypothetical. Bases 1 to 144 code for a protein of 47 amino acids. The transcript is spliced from 2 exons. Lineage: Eukaryota; Oomycota; Peronosporomycetes; Peronosporales; Peronosporaceae. The record is from RefSeq and is a predicted model, not a curated record.